UUUCUAUAGCUUGGUAUUAUUUAAAAUUUCACAACUUAGUCCUGCUGUCCACAUAUGUGGACAUCAAUUUUUAGUAAAACUAUUUGCUCUAGAACAUUUAUUAUUAUUAAUGUUAUUAUUAUUAUUAUUUUGCUUGUUUAUUAGGUGCUACUACUUACAAAUAAAAAAGGGAAAUGGAAAAUGCACACAGCCGUCACGCUCUGGUUUCAGGAGGUUACAUGAAUAGUUUCAAAAAAGUUUCUGUGAUCUUGUAGUGUGGGAGUCAUAUGGACUAUUGUGCUCUUUUAAUUAAUUAAUUUAUUUGCCUAACGGUGACAUCAGUUGCAUUGGUUUGUUCCUUGUUUGCAUUUACAGCACUCUGUGGAUAAAACCUUCAAGAUGACUAUUCGACUUAAAUUACUUGUCAAAGCCUAAUAACCACAAAUCCAAUAUAUUAUAAUAAUUAGUAAUUUGAUAAAACUGUAGUGGGUUUAAACAUAGGUAUGUAAUAACUGGGCAAGUUAUUUAUUAUUUUCUAUCAACUCAUCUUUUUUUUUUUUUUUUUUAAUGAGUUUAUAUUGUAUGUCAAUAAUUUAUUUGGACAUUUAAAAGCAAAACUGCAAUUUAAAGACAUUUUGAAUUAAAGUUAUAGAUUAAAAUAAUAAGUGUUUUAAGUGUCUCUCUUUGAAAUGUUUCAUUGUAGCAUAUUUCCUCCUCUUAUUAGGACCAUGCAGCCUACAUUUUCCUGUUUUGUUUGUGUUUGCAUAACAAGCAUCAUUUGGAAAUGAUAAACAAACUUUUCCAUCCAUGACAUCAUGUUGUCUGAGUAGAAAGAGUGGUUUGCAUAGAAGGCAGUGUAAACCAUAUAAUCAAUAAAACACAAUACACCGCUCAGAGCAUUACACCUACAGCAAGAACAUCAACGGCAAAAAGUCCAAAACAUUUUAAAGAUCUUCAGUUUUCUCCAUUAUUACAGUAGGUAAUCAGAGAUGGAACAAGGUCUGCUUCAAGUACUUCUUUUACUUGGAGUUCUGUCUAGUUCACUGAGCUUUAGGGGUCAGUAUAUUCUGAUCCAGCAGAAGAAAACAUGGUCAGACGCUCAAGCGUUCUGUCGAGCAAAUCACCUGGACUUGGCCACAUUUAACAAUGAUAAUGACAGGAAUAACUUCAGAGACUACCUGGCUGCUAGUAAAUUUAAUUCAGAUGUCUGGGUUGGAUUAUACUCUCAAUACUCUGACAUCAAUAGCUGGCGAUGGUCCUUUCAAGACGAGAACGUAACGUUUACCAACUGGAGCCCCGGAGAACCUAACAAUUUUGGUGGCAAUGAGAAGUGUGUUCACUUUUGGUCUAGUAAUACUUGGAAUGAUCGACCUUGUUCCACAUAUAUGUACUGUUUCUGCUAUGAUGGAGUGACAGAUAAUUUCAUCCUUGUUAAAGAUCAGGUCAGAACUUGGUACGAGGCCCAGAAUUACUGCAGACAAAAUUAUACAGACCUCGCCACUGUACGCAAUAUAAGUGAUCAGAAUAAACUUAAACAGUUGAUGGAGCAACAAUCAAUGUAUACAAAUAUCUGGAUCGGAUUGUUCCGGGAUUUCUGGAAGUGGUCGGAUGGAACCAACAUCACCUCCUUUAAAUGGAUUCUUGGAGAACCAGAUAAUAUUCUGCAUAAUGUGGCAUGUGCUUAUGCUAAUUCUGAAGGCAAUACAGGUGAUACAGCAUGCUCGGAUCGGCAUCCGUUUGUCUGCAACAAUGUGAUAAAAAAGAUUAAGGUGAGAAUGGAGUUAAAAUCAGAUCAAAAUUUGACCAAUCCUAAAAUUCAGGACACCAUCUUACAGCAAAUAGAGCAGAAACUGAAGCAGCAUGGAAUGGCAGCGGACGCUGAAGUGACAUGGAAAGUUCAAGCAGACGGUCAAGAGUUCCACAAGAAGGAAAAUUAUACACAACAGCAAAACUGGAAGGCUUGUGACUCAUACCCUGACCAUCCAAGUUACCUCAAUGAAACCUGGAGCUACUGACAUCUCCACUAGUGGAUCCCAACCUUAUUUUUCUGGGAACCCCUCUUUUCCAAUUCCAAUAUGUACACAUAAUUUGUAAAAAAAAAAUGUACUGAAGGGAGUCCAAACUUUUGACCUGCCUUGAAUUAGAUUACUAGCCUUUAAUUAGUCUUUAAUAAGUCAUACUGUAAAACAUAUCGUUUUAAGUCUUGGCUUGGAAUGAGCAAUUUAAAUAUCUGAAAACAAAUAAAUGAAGGGGUAAAUAUCACCAGCAAUACACACUUUAGUUAAGUGUCUCAUUGACACAUUUAAAACAUGAACAAGGGGUGACAUUUAAGAAUUAAAUCACAUCAUGAACACCAUAAUUUUGGAACAUUACCUGCUUUUUUAGCAUCAAAAGUGAAAAGCGCCAUACAGCGAUCCCGACAAGGAGGUUCAAGACAGGGAGUGUCGCAAAUGUACACACAAUAAACACAAAAUUAAAAUCUAAAUUAUUCUGUGACUAAAUUAAAGGGUCAUGAAAAUGUGCGGAAUUGCAUAUAAAAACCUGACCAGCCACAAUUACACUGAAGAUGGAUCAAUAAUCUACACAAUUGCAUUAUGUGUGUAAAGUUAGUUUUAGUUUCGCAAAUUACUUCUGUGCUUGGAUUUACAUUUGUGACCACUUUUGAGACUUUCUUUUUUUUUUUGUGACGUUGAUUCAGAUACCACACACUGAUGGCAUUUUUAAUGCCAAAAUUGUCUGAGUAAGAACAUUUCAAAUGCCUUUUUUAUUUCACUCAGAAACAGACAAAUGUAAUUCAAUAGGUUACGUUCCUAAUUACAAUUUUAGUCAUGUAAUUUGUAAUCCGUACCAGAUUACAAUUCAGAAGUAAUAUUCCCAGCACUGCUGACAGGCGGUAUCUGUAUCUGAAAGGUGAUUGGCUCCUUUACCUGUAAAGCAGUACUUUCUUUUCUGCCUAGAUAUGCCAUUUGGGUGUUCCAAUUUCUCCCAUUCACUUUAACUCAAGUGCUCCGUCUCAUUUUUAAUUUGAUCAUAACAUUCGCAAUGCUUCAUGGGAUUGUACUGUAGUUCAUAUACCUCAUGAAAGACGU
Myxocyprinus asiaticus (Chinese sucker) is the source of this 3068-nucleotide messenger RNA. Its product is annotated as macrophage mannose receptor 1-like. The transcript is spliced from 6 exons. NCBI's taxonomy places the organism in Eukaryota, Metazoa, Chordata, Actinopteri, Cypriniformes, Catostomidae. The coding region runs from base 969 to 1994 and encodes 341 amino acids. The record is from RefSeq and is a predicted model, not a curated record.